Messenger RNA from Eucalyptus grandis, 1119 nucleotides. RefSeq names its product pleiotropic drug resistance protein 3-like. The transcript has 4 exons. The coding region runs from base 308 to 901 and encodes 197 amino acids. NCBI's taxonomy places the organism in Eukaryota, Viridiplantae, Streptophyta, Magnoliopsida, Myrtales, Myrtaceae. Gene Ontology annotation, molecular function: ABC-type transporter activity. Gene Ontology annotation, cellular component: membrane. The record is from RefSeq and is a predicted model, not a curated record.
GUCAUGUCUCUGGAAGCAGUGCUUGUCCUAUUGGAGAAGUCCUCCUUACAACUUGAUGCGUAUCCUUUACACAAUUGCCGCGUCUUUUCUGUUUGGGGUACUGUUCUGGAAGCAAGGGAAGAAAUUGUGAGUAACUAUCCCUCUCGGUUAAUUUGAGACUUGAGUCUGCUGGAGUUUUGGAGCACAAGCUUAUUGAGAUGAUCUAAGAAACAACCAGCAGAACUUAUUCAAUGCAAUUGGUUCGACGUAUAUAGCCGUUAUCUUCUUGGGCAUAAACAAUUGCUCAUCAGUACUACAGUAUAUUGCUAUGGAACGGACGGUCAUGUAUCGUGAGAGAUUUGCAGGGAUGUACUCUUCAUGGGCUUUUUCACUAGCACAGGUUGUUGUUGAGAUACCAUAUAUACUAGCUCAAGCAAUUAUAUUUGUGAUCAUCACCUAUCCGAUGAUCGGUUAUUUUGGGUCAGCAUACAAGAUUUUCUGGUACUUCUAUGUCAUGUUCUGCUCAUUGCUGUCAUACAAUUACCUCGGAAUGCUGCUCGUGUCCCUGACACCAAAUUUCACGGUGGCUGCAAUUCUACAAUCUGCCUUCUAUGCAAAUUUCAAUCUUUUUGCUGGGUUUUUGAUCCCAAAACCGAGAAUUCCAAAAUGGUGGAUCUGGUUGUACCAUGCGUGUCCAACAUCAUGGGCACUUAACGGUAUGCUAACUUCGCAGUAUGGAGAUAUUGAUAAGAACAUAUCGGCAUUUGGAGAUACUAAAACCGUGGUGGCCUUCUUGAAGGAUUAUUUCGGAUUUCACCAUGAUCAAUUGUAUGUUGUGGCGAUUGUCCUUGUCACCUUUCCUGUUGUUCUAGCAACUCUUUUCGCGUACUGUAUAGGGCACUUGAACUUCCAGAGAAGGUGACGUCAUAAUUCUCUAUUAGUAUCACAGUGUAAAAUUUAGUUGUAUAAUCCUCAAAACUAGUUGAAUAAAGUGAAUAAGUUUUUGUGACAUUGGAGUGGCCGCAUUGAAACUGUUAGCAUUGUGGAUAUAGAAGUGUGCUAGUUCCAGUAUGGCCAAUUUGUAUAAAGUUUCGAGGAGGAUUCAGUGCUAGACAAUAUGGACUAUUAUUUCAUGUGAAA